AUGAAACAUCCCCCCGUGAUUCUCAUGCACGGAUUGCUGAUGAGCUCAGAUACGUGGUUCGAUGCGGGCCCUGAAUCAAGUCUAGCCUAUCUUCUUUCUGACGAAUGUUUCGACAUAUGGCUGGGCAAUUUUCGAGGGAACUUCUAUGGAAGGAGGCACAUUAAGCUAAAUCCCGACGAAGAUUCAGAAUUCUGGAAUUUUUCAGUUGAUGAAAUGGACAUGUACGAUAUUCCAGCGAUAGUAGACUAUGUGAUUAAGUACACUGGUGUGAAAAAGGUGAAUUAUAUCGGAUAUUCUUAA
This is a messenger RNA of Parnassius apollo (apollo), 300 nucleotides long. The record is from the annotation of a GenBank genome assembly. NCBI's taxonomy places the organism in Eukaryota, Metazoa, Arthropoda, Insecta, Lepidoptera, Papilionidae.